This is a messenger RNA of Gadus macrocephalus (Pacific cod), 2334 nucleotides long. It is a transcript of the gene khdrbs2, whose product is annotated as KH domain containing, RNA binding, signal transduction associated 2. Gene Ontology annotation, molecular function: poly(A) binding; mRNA binding. Gene Ontology annotation, biological process: regulation of alternative mRNA splicing, via spliceosome. The record is from RefSeq and is a predicted model, not a curated record. The transcript is spliced from 9 exons. Lineage: Eukaryota; Metazoa; Chordata; Actinopteri; Gadiformes; Gadidae. Gene Ontology annotation, cellular component: nucleus. The coding region runs from base 120 to 1151 and encodes 343 amino acids.
GUCAACCCCUAAAAAAGGAAAUCAUUUGUAAAUUGCAACGCUCCCCACCGUAGAUUGUACUCCGGGUCGUGUCUCACCUGCACACCGCACCGACGGCUCUUACUGUACGAACGAGAACCAUGCAUCGGGAGAAAGACUUACCUGAACUGAUGGCGGAGAAGGACAGCCUUGACCCGUCCUUUGUUCACGCGAUGCGCCUGCUCGCCGAAGAAAUUGAAAAGCACGAGGAUGAUGACGGCGGGAAAAAACAGGAAGAGGUGAAGAAAUAUCUCGACAUCAUCAGCAAUAAAAACAUCAAGCUGUGCGAAAGAGUCCUCAUUCCUGUCCUACAGUACCCAAAGUUUAAUUUCGUCGGAAAGCUGCUGGGACCCCGCGGAAAUUCAAUGAAGCGAUUACAAGAGGAGACAGGGGCGAAGAUGUCCAUUCUUGGCAAAGGUUCAAUGAGGGAUAAAGGCAAGGAGGAGGAGCUGAGGAAAAGCGGCGAGGCUAAAUACGGCCAUUUGAGUAACGAUCUCCACGUCCUGAUCGAGGUCUUCGCCCCGCCCGGGGAAGCCUAUACUCGCAUGAGCAGCGCCUUGGACGAGAUCAAGAAGUUUCUAGUGCCAGACUACAACGACGAGAUCAGGCAGGAGCAGUUGAGAGAGCUCUCCUACUUGAACGGUUCUGACGAGACCGGCAGGGGGAGGACAGCACCAGCCAGGGCCCUGCGCCCGGCCUUCGCCCCAGCCUCGAGGGGCCGUGGCGGUAUUGGCAGAGGGUCGGUGGCAUCUCGCGGAGCCCUGGUGACUCAGAGCAACCCAGCCAGCGCUGCCGGAACCAGGGACACACCGUCCCACAGGGGCAGGGGGGCACCGGCGAAGCCUGGAUACCGGCCCCCACUGUUACCAAUCACACAUGAAUCCUACGAAGACUACAGCUACGACGACGGGUACGACGGGCAGUACGACGACGAGAGCUACGACGCCCACGACGACAGCUACAGCAACCAGUCCAAAAGCAUUUCAGAAUUUUAUGAAUAUGGACACGGUACCAGUGAUGACUCCUACAAUAACUAUGAGGAGGACUGGGCGGCGUGUCGGCCCAAUCGCAAAGCCCCGACAGUCCGUCUGUCGAGAGGAGGCUUCAGAGAACAUCCUUAUGGGAGAUACUGAAGGUUGAUUUCGUUUUUUUUAUGCACCCCCCCCCCCCACUCAUAAAAUGUUACGGCUGUUCCUGCCAUCAUCCAUUUGCUCGAAAGCCGUUUUUAUUUCCUUUUUCGGUGGACAAAAAUACUGUAAAGCCAACAAUAAUCUGACCUUUCGAUUAACAAUACAAUGUUCUCUUUUACUUGCCUUAUGUUUAUCUGUUGACGGUGGAUUUGGUAUUUAUGUGACAUGGGGGGAACCUAAGUGGAACCUAAAUGACUUGGAUAUCCAGGCAUAAACACGAAAAAAAAAUAUAUCACAUAAUAACAACCGAUGUUAAAAGGGCAUGGUUCUGAUGCACUGACAGAACCCCCCCAAGAAACCAGAGUUCAGGGUUUGGAUGAUUUCAAAACAGUUGGGCUGGUAAACAGGUCAAAGCCCAAGCGGAAGUGAAUGUGUUCCCGAAGAUUAAAAUGUUGACAAAAUACCGUAUUUCAUACUUUGUCGAUUGUGGUUUUGGAUCUUUUAUGUGUCCAAUUGAAGUGAUUGGGUCAGCACAGUACUAGAUAAACAACAGAAUUAUCAUAUUUAAUCUACAGCACACUACACAGGUCAUUGAGGUAGGAAAAAGAUGUAUCUGCACUUGUGAUAUACAGUACAUCUAGAAUUUAUUAUAAUAUAUAUAUAAUAUAUAUAUAUUAGUUCUCAAAAAACGAAUUGCACAAUUAAUGACACAAUUCAGCUAGGAUUAAUGUUUGUGUAGAACAUGAAUAUUACUGCAGUAGGGUAAUUAGGGCAACUGAAAGUAUCACCAUGUAAAACAAUAUCAAUACUAUUUCUAAGCUAAACACUGGUAUGAACUCCCAGAAAUCAUAUUUUAACUAGAAUCAACCAACCGCAUGUACUUUCACGUUUCACAAGUUAAAUGUCCAAAAUCCAAAGGCAUUAUUUAUGGCAUGGGUUUUCUGCGAAAUGUGAAUUUGAUCAUUUGAAACUCUUACUACUUUACAAUCCACCUGAAUUGACACUUAAGUAAGCACCUAAACCCGUUUUCACAUUGUGAGAUGUCAGAAAAUGUGUGUUGUUUGUUGGGGCACCGACCAAUCAUGAGAGUGCACAGUACAGUGUGUAGUUUCUAAACAAGUGCUUUGGUUUUUUCCUAAUAUGUAUUUGUACAUAAAGCAUUUAAUAAAAACAACACAAAAAACAA